Molecule: messenger RNA, 3645 nt
Organism: Chenopodium quinoa (quinoa)
Lineage: Eukaryota; Viridiplantae; Streptophyta; Magnoliopsida; Caryophyllales; Amaranthaceae
Product: mitochondrial substrate carrier family protein C-like
Exons: 8
Coding region: 721-3228 (835 amino acids)
Biological process (GO): transmembrane transport
Cellular component (GO): mitochondrial inner membrane
Molecular function (GO): calcium ion binding; S-adenosyl-L-methionine transmembrane transporter activity
Source: RefSeq, a predicted model, not a curated record
CAAUCCUACGUGUCAUCUCUUCAUGUUUACACUUUCAUGUCUAUCCAAUUAUCCAUAAAUAUAAAAUAUUUUUCAUGCUGGAAUUAAUUGGGUUUUUGCUAUUUUGAUUUAUUCCAGCAUGAAAAAUAGCAAAAGAAAGGUGGAGAAAAAUAGAAUUGAAAAAAUAAAAUAAUAUUUCCUUCAAAAAAAAGAAAGAAAUAAAAAUAAAAAAUAAAAACAAAUUAACGCCCAAAAAAGGGCUAAUCUCUCUCACUCCCAGCCACCACAAUUCUUGUUUUUGCUUGUUUGAUUUUGUCUGAAAAUUUCUGGGAAAUCCCAAAUUCUUAUCAUCAUAAGAUAUUCUCUCUCAUAUCUUCAACUUUAUCUAGUGUACCCAUUUUGUUGAUUUGUCAACAGAAGUUGGUUUUUGCAGUUCUAGAGCAUUAUUUAUCGGUAAAAAUGGAAGUUUUUUGUUUAUGGAUCCCAGUAGUCUGUUACAUUGAGAUUGAAUUGCAUUAAUUUCUUCGACCAUUGCUGGAAUUAAUUGGGUUUUUGCUAUUUUGUUUGAUUUUUGCUGGGAAGAUCUCAUUUCUUGUAUUUGGAUGUUGAUGUUGAAAAGUAUUUACUGAUUGAAGUUCAUUAAUUUAUUGAUUUGUGAAGGGUUUGUAACUUGUGAUUGUUGAAUUUGUAAUUUCUGAAUUCUGGAUUAAUAGAGGGGAUUAAAGAUUUAGGGUUUUAGGGAUGGUGUCUGGGAACGACCCUGUUGAAUCAUUACUUAAUUCAAUUCAAGUUGUUAAGGAUGCUUUUUCGCCGCUAGAAGCGGGUUUUAGAAAGGCAACUAAGGAGUUUGAGUUAACUUGGUUGGGCAAGAAUGGCAAUCGAAAUGCUGAACUUUUAGGGCAGUUGAAUGGUUCUAGCAAUGCUGGUGUUAGUAGUAAGAACAGUAAACUUCAUUCAUCUGUGUCAAAGAAGAAAAGUACCCCUUCCCAUUGUAGUUCUAAUGAGGAUAAGAGAAAAGGACCAUCGAUAAAGCUACCGAUAAAGAGUAUAUUGGGCAUGUUUUCGCCAAAUUGUGCCAAUGCUGAUCCUAAAGUCAAUGUGUUAAAGGAAAAGCCAAAAGAAAGGGAGUGGGGAAAAAAGGACGGAUCGUGCUUGAACUGUUUGCAGUUUGCUAUGACAUGGUCGACGUCUCUCAAUGGUUUUGCACAGGCAUUUCCCACGCCUUUUAAAUUAGGAAAGAAACGGUGCUCAAAGACAAGUGAUGAGGGAAAGGGUUCGUGUGUCCGUUCGUCAAAAUCAUCAGAUUUAUGUGACUUUAAGACAAAUGAACCGAAAAAGGGUAUGUUUGUUAUGAUGUUGCCAAGAGAGGAAACAAAGUGCAAUGAAGGGAAGCAUUUAAGCCUCGAGCUGGUGGUAGCUCUCAUUUUUGAUCAGAUAACACAGAGUCUGCAAAAGCUUGAUCAUGCUGCUAAACAAAAUGAGGAAAGGUUUUAUGAAUCGUCAUCACCCCCACCUCAAUUCCCCUCUCACUUGGAUCACUGGAAGACAGUGACUAGUAUCUUAGAGGGUAAGAGGGCAGAUAUGAAUGUCUUUUUAGGAAAUUUAAAGUUUGCAAGAGUAGGUGGAGCACCAUCUACCCUUGUUGGAGUUACAUCUCCAGUGAAAGAAGAUGGGGAUGAUAGUGUGUCUACUACUAAUAGUGAGGAUUCAGGAGGCUUAACAGCUCAAAAACUAGCCAGUGGGCUGCUUAAUAUCCCUCUUUCCAAUGUCGAGCGCUUGAAAUCAACACUGUCAACCAUUUCGAUUUCAGAACUUAUCGAGCUGGUGCCUCAUCUUGGACGCUCUUCUAAAGACAUUCCUGACAAGAAAAAGUUGUUUUCUGUGCAAGACUUCUUCAGGUACACUGAGGCUGAAGGAAGGAGAUUUUUUGAGGAGUUGGACAGGGAUGGGGAUGGCCAGGUAAACCUAGAAGAUCUUGAGAUAGCAAUGAGGAAAAGAAAACUACCACGCAGAUAUGCGAGAGAAUUUCUGCGACGUGCUAGAAGUCACUUAUUUGCAAAAUCUUUUGGCUGGAAGCAGUUUUCGACGUUGAUGGAACAGAGGGAAGCAACUAUUCUUCGUGCUUAUACCUCUUUAUGCCUGAGCAAGUCUGGCACACUUCAGAAAAGUGAAAUUUUAGCAUCUUUAAAUAAUGCUGGGCUUCCUGCAAAUGAGGAUAAUGCAGAUGCUAUGAUGAGAUUUUUGAAUGCAGACACAGGAGGGUCCAUAUCUUAUGGUCAUUUUCGCAAUUUUAUGAUGUUGCUACCUUCUGAUCGUUUGCAAGAUGAUCCACGGAAUGUUUGGUUUGAAGCUGCAACUGUAGUUCCUGUUGCACCACCUGUGGAAAUCCCUACUGGUAGUGUUUUACGAUCUGCUUUAGCGGGUGGCCUUGCCUCUGGGCUCUCAACAUCCUUAUUACAUCCAGUUGACACCAUAAAGACUCGUGUGCAAACAUCAUCUUUCUCUUUUCCCGAAGUUAUAUCAAGAGUUCCAGAAAUUGGAGUUCGAGGCUUAUACCGGGGUUCCAUCCCAGCAAUUCUUGGGCAGUUUACUAGCCAUGGACUAAGAACUGGAACGUUUGAAGCUACUAAGCUUGUGUUAAUAAAUGUCGCUCCAAAUCUGCCUGAACUGCAGAUCCAAUCAUUAGCAUCAUUCUGUAGCACAAUCCUCGGCACUGCAACUAGAAUACCAUGUGAGGUACUGAAGCAGCGUUUACAGGCUGGGCUUUUUAACAAUGUUGGGGAGGCCAUUGUGGGUACUUGGCAACAGGAUGGUCUCAAGGGAUUUUUUCGUGGGACAGGUGUAACCCUUUGCCGAGAGGUUCCGCUAUAUGUAGCUGGCAUGGGGCUAUAUGCAGAGUCCAAAAAGCUUGCUCAGCAUGUCCUGGGUCGGGAAUUAGAGGCAUGGGAGACGAUCACAGUCGGGGCACUAUCUGGAGGGAUUGCUGCUGUUGUCACAACACCAUUUGAUGUGCUAAAGACUAGAAUGAUGACGGCGCCUCAUGGCCUACCAGUAUCAACUUCAAUGAUUGCAUUUUCUAUUCUUCGCCAUGAAGGCCCCCUUGGAUUCUUUAAAGGAGCACUACCAAGGUUUUUCUGGGUUGCUCCCCUAGGUGCAAUGAAUUUCGCAGGUUAUGAGCUUGCAAAGAAUGCCAUGAUUAAAAGUGAAGAAACAUCAUCGACAACAGUGGAUGAAAUUCCACAGAAGUAGCUAACAAAGUAACGUUCUACUUAAAACAACACUGGACCGCCUUCCUUUUGUUGUUAAGCUGGUUCUAUUUAGUACAGCUGCAGGCUCUUUUGUUUUCCUAUAGAGAUAGCAUGUAAUUGCUGCUGGAAAAAUUUUGAGGUUUUUUUUCCUGUCCGAAAAUGGCAGCAUGUGUUUUAGAUUUAAUGUGGCAGAUCUUUGUUUGCCUGAUGUUCAUAUUUGUAGCUUUUGGUUGUUUAGUUACAAACAAAAUGCACAUAUGUUUUUGUUAUUUUACGCGGUCUAGUUCAUUUGGACACGUUUGUACUGUAAUGUUACUACUGUAUUCGAGUAGUGAUUCAUACAGACCAAAUUUGAUAAAAUAUGGUGCAGAUCAAAAGCCAAAAGAUAUGUUCAUUAAAAAGUUUCUUGAUCUUGAAA